Messenger RNA from Myotis lucifugus (little brown bat), 11623 nucleotides. RefSeq names its product teneurin transmembrane protein 4 (gene TENM4). Gene Ontology annotation, molecular function: protein homodimerization activity; protein heterodimerization activity; cell adhesion molecule binding. The record is from RefSeq and is a predicted model, not a curated record. Gene Ontology annotation, cellular component: neuron projection. Gene Ontology annotation, biological process: heterophilic cell-cell adhesion; neuron development. NCBI's taxonomy places the organism in Eukaryota, Metazoa, Chordata, Mammalia, Chiroptera, Vespertilionidae.
ACCUGUUUGGCCUAAACUGGCACCUGCAGCCGAUGGAGGGGCAGAUGUAUGAGAUCACGGAGGACACAGCCAGCAGUUGGCCUGUGCCAACCGACGUCUCCCUGUAUCCCUCAGGGGGCACUGGGUUAGAGAUCCCUGACAGGAAAGGCAAAGGAGCCACAGAAGGAAAGCCCAGUAGUUUCUUUCCAGAGGACAGUUUUAUAGACUCGGGAGAAAUCGACGUGGGGAGACGGGCUUCCCAGAAGAUUCCUCCCGGCACGUUCUGGAGAUCUCAGGUGUUCAUAGACCACCCCGUGUAUCUGAAAUUCAAUGUGUCUCUGGGAAAGGCGGCUCUAGUCGGCAUUUAUGGCAGAAAAGGCCUUCCUCCUUCACACACGCAGUUUGACUUUGUGGAGCUGCUGGAUGGAAGGAGGCUCCUGACCCAGGAGGCACGGAGCCUGGAGGGGCCCCAGCGCCAGUCCCGGGGAGCCGUCCCUCCCUCCAGCCACGAGACCGGCUUCAUCCAGUACUUGGAUUCAGGCAUCUGGCACCUGGCUUUUUACAAUGAUGGGAAGGAGUCGGAAGUGGUUUCAUUUCUCACCACUGCCAUUGAAUCGGUGGAUAACUGCCCCAGCAACUGCUACGGCAAUGGGGACUGCAUCUCUGGGACCUGCCACUGUUUCCUGGGCUUCCUGGGCCCCGACUGCGGCAGAGCCUCCUGCCCCGUGCUCUGUAGUGGGAAUGGCCAGUACAUGAAGGGCCGGUGUCUGUGCCACAGCGGCUGGAAGGGCGCCGAGUGCGACGUGCCCACCAACCAGUGUAUCGAUGUGGCCUGCAGCAACCAUGGCACCUGCAUCAUGGGCACCUGCAUCUGCAACCCCGGCUACAAGGGCGAGAACUGCGAGGAAGUGGACUGCAUGGACCCCACAUGUUCUGGCCGGGGCGUCUGCGUGAGAGGCGAGUGCCACUGCUCUGUGGGAUGGGGAGGCACCAACUGUGAGUCACCCCGGGCCACGUGCUUGGACCAGUGUUCGGGCCACGGAACCUUCCUCCCAGACACCGGGCUUUGCAGCUGUGACCCAAGCUGGACUGGACACGACUGUUCUAUUGAGAUCUGUGCUGCCGACUGCGGGGGCCACGGUGUGUGUGUAGGGGGCACCUGCCGCUGCGAGGAAGGCUGGAUGGGGGCGGCCUGCGACCAGCGGGCCUGCCACCCGCGCUGUGCCGAGCAUGGGACCUGCCGAGACGGCAAGUGUGAAUGCAGCCCCGGCUGGAACGGCGAGCACUGCACCAUCGAGGGUUGCCCUGGGUUGUGCAAUGGCAAUGGCAGAUGCACCUUGGACCUGAAUGGGUGGCACUGUGUCUGCCAGCUGGGCUGGAGAGGAGCUGGCUGCGACACAUCCAUGGAGACCGCCUGUGGUGACAGCAAAGACAAUGAUGGAGAUGGUCUGGUCGACUGCAUGGACCCCGACUGCUGCCUCCAGCCCUUCUGUCAUGUCAACCCACUGUGCCUGGGCUCCCCUGACCCACUGGACAUCAUCCACCCCGCAUGGAGCCCCCAGCUUCCACCCCCUGUGUCCCAGCAGAACCUGCACUCCUUCUAUGACCGCAUCAAGUUCCUCGUGGGCAGGGACAGCACACACAUCAUCCCCGGGGAGAACCCCUUCGAUGGAGGGCACGCAUGUGUCAUUCGUGGUCAAGUGAUGACAUCAGAUGGGACCCCGCUGGUUGGUGUGAACAUCAGUUUCGUCAAUAACCCUCUCUUUGGAUACACGAUCAGCAGGCAAGAUGGCAGCUUUGACUUGGUCACAAAUGGCGGCAUCUCCAUCAUCCUGCGGUUCGAGCGGGCACCUUUCAUCACCCAGGAGCAUACCCUCUGGCUGCCUUGGGACCGCUUCUUUGUCAUGGAGACCAUCAUCAUGCGCCAUGAAGAGAAUGAGAUUCCCAGCUGCGACCUGAGCAACUUCGCCCGCCCCAACCCUAUUGUGUCUCCAUCCCCACUGACAUCCUUUGCCAGCUCCUGUGCAGAGAAAGGCCCCAUCGUUCCGGAAAUUCAGGCCUUGCAAGAGGAAAUCGCCAUCUCGGGCGGCAAGAUGAGGCUGAGUUACUUGAGCAGCCGUACGCCGGGCUACAAGUCUGUCCUGAGGGUCAGCCUCACCCAUCCGACCAUCCCCUUCAACCUCAUGAAGGUGCACCUCAUGGUGGCGGUGGAGGGCCGCCUCUUCAGGAAGUGGUUUGCCGCAGCCCCAGACUUGUCCUACUAUUUCAUCUGGGACAAGACGGAUGUCUACAACCAGAAGGUGUUUGGGCUGUCGGAAGCCUUCGUCUCUGUGGGUUAUGAGUACGAAUCCUGCCCGGAUCUGAUCCUGUGGGAGAAAAGAACAGCAGUGCUGCAGGGCUAUGAAAUCGACGCUUCCAGGCUGGGAGGAUGGAGCCUGGACAAACAUCACGCCCUCAACAUCCAAAGCGGCAUCCUGCACAAAGGGAAUGGGGAGAACCAGUUUGUGUCUCAGCAGCCCCCCGUCAUCGGGAGCAUCAUGGGCAAUGGGCGCCGGAGAAGCAUCUCCUGCCCCAGCUGCAACGGCCUUGCUGACGGCAACAAGCUCCGCCCCGUGGCCCUGACGUGCGGCUCCGACGGCAGCCUCUACGUGGGAGAUUUCAACUACAUCCGGAGGAUCUUCCCCUCCGGGAACGUCACCAACAUCCUGGAGCUGAGUCACAGUCCAGCGCACAAAUACUACCUGACAACAGACCCCAUGAGCGGGGCUGUCUUCCUCUCCGACACCAACAGCCGGCGGGUCUUCAAGAUCAAGUCCACCACGGUGGUAAAGGACCUCGUCAAGAACUCUGAGGUCGUCGCGGGGACAGGUGACCAGUGCCUCCCCUUUGAUGACACCCGCUGCGGGGAUGGUGGGAAGGCCACGGAAGCCACACUUACCAAUCCCAGGGGCAUCACGGUGGACAAGUCGGGGCUGAUUUACUUCGUGGAUGGCACCAUGAUCAGACGCAUUGACCAGAAUGGGGUCAUCUCCACCCUCCUGGGCUCCAAUGACCUGACCUCGGCCCGGCCCCUCAGCUGUGAUUCUGUCAUGGAUAUUUCUCAGGUUCGCUUGGAGUGGCCCACAGACUUAGCCAUCAACCCAAUGGACAACUCCCUCUAUGUCCUCGACAACAACGUGGUUCUGCAAAUCUCUGAAAACCACCAGGUGCGCAUUGUUGCCGGGAGGCCCAUGCACUGCCAGGUCCCCGGCAUCGACCACUUUCUGCUGAGCAAGGUGGCCAUCCAUGCAACCCUGGAGUCAGCCACCGCCUUGGCUGUCUCUCACAAUGGCGUCCUGUAUAUCGCUGAGACCGAUGAGAAAAAGAUCAACCGAAUCAGGCAGGUCACCACGAGCGGAGAGAUCUCGCUAGUGGCUGGGGCCCCGAGUGGCUGUGACUGUAAAAAUGAUGCCAACUGUGAUUGUUUCUCUGGAGAUGAUGGUUAUGCCAAGGAUGCAAAGCUGAAUACCCCAUCUUCCUUAGCUGUAUGUGCUGACGGGGAACUCUACGUGGCCGACCUUGGGAAUAUCCGAAUUCGGUUUAUCAGGAAGAACAAGCCUUUCCUCAACACCCAGAACAUGUAUGAGCUGUCUUCACCAAUUGACCAGGAGCUCUACCUGUUUGAUACCAGUGGCAAGCAUCUUUACACCCAAAGCCUGCCCACAGGAGAUUACCUCUACAACUUCACCUACACUGGAGAUGACGACAUCACAUUCAUCACAGACAACAAUGGCAACAGGGUGGACAUCAGCCGAGACUCUACCGGGAUGCCCCUCUGGCUGGUGGGCCCAGAUGGCCAGGUGUACUGGAUGACUAUGGGCACCAACAGUGCACUCAGGAGUGUGACCACACAAGGACACGAGCUGGCCAUGAUGACAUACCAUGGCAACACUGGCCUUCUGGCAACUAAAAGCAAUGAAAAUGGAUGGACAACAUUUUAUGAGUAUGACAGCUUUGGCCGCCUGACAAACGUGACCUUCCCUACUGGCCAGGUGAGCAGUUUCCGAAGUGAUACAGACAGCUCAGUGCAUGUCCAGGUAGAGACCUCCAGCAAAGAUGAUGUCACCAUAACCACCAACCUGUCUGCCUCAGGUGCCUUCUAUACACUCCUGCAAGACCAGGUCCGGAACAGCUACUACAUUGGGGCGGAUGGCUCCCUGCGGCUGCUGCUGGCCAAUGGCAUGGAGGUGGCGCUGCAGACUGAGCCCCACCUGCUGGCCGGCACUGUCAACCCCACCGUGGGUAAGAGGAACGUCACGCUGCCCAUCGACAAUGGCCUCAACCUGGUGGAGUGGCGGCAGCGCAAGGAGCAGGCACGGGGCCAGGUCACCGUCUUCGGGCGCCGGCUGCGGGUUCACAAUCGGAACCUACUCUCUCUGGACUUUGACCGUGUGACACGCACGGAGAAGAUCUAUGACGACCACCGCAAAUUCACCCUCCGGAUCCUGUACGACCAGGCAGGGCGGCCCAGCCUCUGGUCACCCAGCAGCAGGCUCAAUGGCGUGAAUGUGACAUACUCCCCAAGGGGCCACAUUGCCGGCAUCCAGAGGGGCAUCAUGUCUGAGAGGAUGGAGUAUGACCAGACAGGCCGCAUCACGUCCAGGAUCUUUGCUGAUGGGAAGACAUGGAGCUACACGUACUUGGAAAAGUCCAUGGUGCUGCUCCUCCACAGCCAGCGGCAGUAUAUCUUUGAGUUUGACAAGAACGACCGCCUCUCCUCCGUGACAAUGCCCAACGUGGCCCGGCAGACAUUAGAGACCAUUCGCUCAGUGGGCUACUACAGGAACAUCUACCAGCCCCCCGAGAGCAAUGCCUUCGUCAUCCAGGACUUCACUGAGGACGGGCACCUCCUCCACACCUCCUACUUGGGCACUGGCCGCAGGGUAAUAUACAAGUAUGGCAAGCUGUCUAAGCUAGCCGAGAUGCUGUACGACACCACCAAGGUGAGCUUCACCUAUGAUGAGACAGCCGGCAUGCUGAAGACCAUCAACCUACAGAACGAGGGCUUCACCUGCACCAUCCGCUACCGUCAAAUCGGGCCCCUGAUUGACCGCCAGAUCUUCCGCUUCACCGAGGAGGGCAUGGUCAAUGCUCGUUUUGACUACAACUAUGACAACAGUUUCCGGGUGACCAGCAUGCAGGCUGUGAUCAAUGAGACCCCACUGCCCAUCGAUCUUUAUCGCUAUGAUGAUGUGUCAGGCAAGACAGAGCAGUUCGGGAAGUUUGGUGUCAUCUACUAUGACAUUAACCAAAUCAUCACCACAGCGGUCAUGACCCACACCAAGCACUUUGAUGCGUACGGGCGGAUGAAGGAAGUGCAAUACGAGAUUUUCCGCUCACUCAUGUACUGGAUGACCGUCCAGUAUGAUAACAUGGGGCGAGUAGUGAAGAAGGAGCUGAAGGUGGGACCCUAUGCCAACACUACCCGCUAUUCCUAUGAGUACGAUGCUGACGGCCAGCUACAGACUGUCUCCAUCAAUGACAAGCCGCUCUGGAGAUAUAGCUAUGACCUCAAUGGGAACUUGCACUUACUGAGCCCUGGGAACAGCGCACGGCUCACCCCACUGAGGUACGACCACCGCGACCGCAUCACUAGGCUAGGUGACGUGCAAUACAAGAUGGACGAGGAUGGCUUCCUGAGGCAGCGAGGUGCUGAUGUCUUUGAGUACAACUCAGCUGGCCUGCUCACCAAGGCCUACAACCGGGCUGGUGGCUGGAGUGUCAAGUACCGCUACGAUGGCCUGGGGCGGCGGGUGUCUAGCAAGAGCAGCCAGGGCCACCACCUGCAGUUCUUCUAUGCAGAUCUGACCAACCCCACCAAGGUCACCCACCUCUACAACCACUCCAGCUCUGAGAUCACAUCCCUCUACUACGACCUGCAAGGGCACCUCUUUGCCAUGGAGCUGAGCAGCGGUGAUGAGUUUUACAUAGCUUGUGACAACAUAGGGACCCCUCUUGCUGUCUUCAGCGGUACAGGUUUGAUGAUCAAGCAGGUCCUGUACACAGCCUAUGGGGAGAUCUACAUGGACACUAACCCCAACUUCCAGAUCAUCAUUGGCUACCACGGUGGCCUCUAUGAUCCACUCACCAAGCUUGUCCACAUGGGCCGACGGGACUAUGAUGUGCUGGCUGGCCGCUGGACUAGCCCAGACCAUGAGCUGUGGAAGCACCUUAGUAGCAGCAACAUCAUGCCUUUUAAUCUCUAUAUGUUCAAAAACAACAACCCCAUCAGCAACUCUCAGGACAUCAAGUGCUUCAUGACAGAUGUCAACAGCUGGCUGCUCACCUUUGGAUUCCAGCUUCACAAUGUGAUUCCAGGUUAUCCCAAGCCAGACAUGGACGCCAUGGAACCAUCCUACGAGCUCGUCCACACACAGAUGAAAACUCAGGAGUGGGACAACAGCAAGUCUAUCCUGGGGGUACAGUGUGAAGUGCAAAAGCAGCUCAAGGCCUUCGUCACCCUCGAACGUUUUGACCAGCUCUAUGGCUCCACAAUCACCAGCUGCCAGCAGGCCUCAAAGACAACGAAGUUUGCAUCCAGUGGCUCAGUCUUUGGCAAGGGGGUCAAGUUUGCAUUGAAGGAUGGCCGCGUGACCACAGACAUCAUUAGUGUGGCCAACGAGGACGGGCGGAGGGUUGCCGCCAUCUUGAACAAUGCCCACUACCUGGAGGACCUGCAUUUCACCAUCGGCGGGGUGGACACCCACUACUUUGUGAAACCAGGGCCUUCGGAAGGCGACCUGGCCAUCCUGGGCCUCAGCGGGGGGCGGCGAACCCUGGAGAAUGGGGUCAACGUCACCGUGUCCCAGAUCAACACGAUGCUCAAUGGCAGGACUAGACGCUACACAGACAUUCAGCUCCAGUACGGGGCCCUGUGCUUGAACACCCGCUAUGGGACGACCUUGGAUGAGGAGAAAGCGCGGGUGCUGGAGCUGGCCCGGCAGAGAGCCGUGCGCCGGGCGUGGGCCCGCGAGCAGCAGCGACUGCGGGAAGGGGAGGAGGGCCUGCGGGCCUGGACAGAGGGGGAGAGGCAGCAGGUGCUGGACACAGGGCGGGUUCAAGGCUACGAUGGCUUCUUCGUGAUCUCCGUGGAGCAGUACCCAGAACUGUCAGACAGCGCCAACAACAUCCACUUCAUGAGACAGAGCGAGAUGGGCCGCAGGUGACAGAGAGGACCACGGCCCGGACUUCUUGCCAAAGACAGCUACUCUUUUGUGGCCGCACACCUGACUGUGUUGUACUUUUAAAAAAAAUAAUUCCUUUUUUUUAACAAGUGCAGAAAAGAGACAAACAAAAAAAAGAUACUGGUUGCAUUGUAACUCAUGCAACAUUCGUUUUUUUAAGAAAAGAAAAACACAAAAUUGGCCUUCACACAUUUUUUGCAAAGAACAGAAGGUAUUUUUUUUCUGUAGUGUGAUCACAAUGAAAACUUUAUUGUCUUUUGUUCCCUUUUCCUUGAGGAUUUUUCCUUGUUGUUUGGGGUACAUUUCUUCUCUUUGAGACGCAUCUCCUGGGAUGUGUCCUUGUCUGUCCCUUGGUACCCAGUGUGAUGUGAGACGCGAAUGUCUGUGCUAACUUGUCUCAUGUGCAACCCUUUCCUCAGUGGGGGUCGGGCAGGAGUGAGGGGUGUAGGUAACAGGCCAGCACCAAACUUCUAAGGGGGCCUGGAAGGAGGGUCUGCUGGACCUGAGGAUCCCCGGCUAAGCUCCCGCAGAUGAGUGGUGGCUUUUUAUUCACUGUGUUCCAUGCCUCCGGGGAACCACAGAUGGCUUCGUCUUUCUCCGGGGGGGUUUCAUGAUGUCAUUCAGCACCUCUUUCAAGCUGCCCCAAACUCCUGCUCACGCUUUAUAUUUUGAUGCUAAAUGAAAAGCCCGCCCCUUUUUGCAAAUCCUGUGUAGUUGUUGGUGCCACCCCCACGCUGGGAUGGAGAAAGUGUCUGCCAGGUCCUUUCCCCUAGUCUGGUGACAUAACAUCCUGGGACUAAGAGCCUCUUCCUUCAGGACGACUGUGGUUGGUUGGUCCUCCCACGAUGUUCCUUAUUGAUCUCCUCUUCUCUCCCAAAGUCAGACGUGAGAACCAGCACUGCAAAGCAAGCCCUCAGUGUGGGCACCAUGUCCAGGGAGGGGAAGGCCACCCAGGGCAAAAGAUGGCAAUGAUGGCACGGGUACCAGCAUGCCUUUCUAGGUGAAGCCCUCUCCCCACGACGCUGGGCGCCUUCCCGCCACUGCUCAGCUGCCAACACUGAGACAUUGGAGUGUGGAGAGAGGUGCUUGGUGGCCUUUGAUUCUGGAACGAUGUUUAAGAAAGAGUCAGCCAAAGAGAGGAAGGCGCGAGCCAAGCCUCCCUCUAACCAGCUUCCCCAUAUGGGCUCCUGCAGAACAGAAUGCAGCAGGAGAGGCAUUCGGGAAACUCUUCCCGUGAAGUUACUCUAAAACAGCCCCCUCCCAACCCCGGAGGAGCCCAAUGAUGGCUUCAAAGAAAGAGGGAAAAGGAAGAAGGGAAAGAGCUGCUUUGAGGCGGCCUGGUGAUGUCACACAACCCCGCCAGGUUUGGGGGCCAUUCCUGAGGCUGGUGCCCAUGGAUCCUGGAGGUUGUCUCUGUGCAGACAUACCGAUGCCUGAGGUCAUUGGGAGGAGGCUCCAGCCCUGUCAGGAGUGGGUACAACCUAUACCUGGAGGGCACAGCCGGGGAGAGGCAGCAGCCAGCCAGGCCAGAGGAAGCAUGGAGGGGAGGGUAAGCAGCAAGAGCUGGGAGCUUCUGGGUCCUGGUUCAUCUGCCCACUUACCAUCAUCAUUACCACCACUCACAGGAGGCUCUGGGAGACCAGGAGGGGAAGCCACAGGCUUCCUGUGGAGCUGGGCUUCUUAGAAAACGGGACUGUUAUGGGUUACAUUUACAUUAAGUGUGGAAAAUGAAUUCUGAGUCUGAGCUAUUCUCCGUGGCAACCUUGUUGGACUGAUAAGCUCAUGGCACCUUUAUGGCCUUACUCACAGAGUCUUCAGAAUAUUACACAAGUUAAUGAAACCAAGAAGGUCUCUCACUGCAUGAGAAUCGGAGCGGCGUGGAGCCCGGGCUCUGCCUGGCAGAGGGAGGCACGCACAGCUUCUCGGGAUAGGAGGUUUCGCCUUAUGUCAUCCCACUGGGAUCAAAGGAUGUGUUUCGCUAAGUGCUCUUCCUGUUUCCAAAAAAAAAGUCAUGCCGCUGCGACAGGGCGCUGUGGCCUGUUGGUCCACUGGUGGCCCAAGUCAGACACAGAGCUCCUCGGGUCCACUCUACAGAGCGGGAGCUGGGGGUGGGCUCCAUCCUGCAGGAGCCUUCUCAGAGGGGAUGGAAAAAAGCAUGGCCUGCAGAACACAGCUUUUUAUGCAAAAUGGGCUUCUGCCUCUCCAAACGUACUCUUGCCAUAGGGGCCCGUGGACAAAGCUCUCCUUCAAUAGGCCCAGUUGAUCCGUUCCAUCCUGGCUGCCGGACAUCAGUCAAGACCUGCUGGGGACGUCCACUUGGAGGCCAGAGACAGCGUGAGGGCCAAGGGAGCCAUCUCCCUGCAUCUCCCCAACCACUGACCUCACCAGCACCCCCACCAAAGUCAUAGUGUGGACUUUUAGAGAUCAAAAACACAGAAUCAUUCCUUUUCUUUAAAUGAUCGGUGUUCUAUUUUUCCUGGGCUGCCUACCACCAAGGCGGCCCAGCUUCUGUGCAGGGAGAAGCUGAAGCACCCCAGGCUUUAGGGAAAGGAUCUCAGGUGAGGAGUAGGCAGCAUCAGGCACCUGGUUCACUUCAGUGCUGUUGCUAUUGGAGACGUGCUUCUGGCCCCGGUCUUGUUGGCUGGUUCGGAGUUGGUUUCCUUUUGGGCUGGCAGGUGACUCUGUGCGUCCCCUCUCAGUCUGUCCUCCUGCUGAGACCAGCAACCCCACCCUCACAGCAAGAGGGAAUCUGAAGGCAUAAGCCAGAGGUCCCUGUGCCUGUUUAGUGGCCUCCAGGCAUCAAAUCCCAACCUUGAUGGCACCUGCCCUUUUAGUACCACGCAACCAAAGUGUGUCCAUCCCCUGGAGCCACCAGCCAUCCUUCAUGGGCCCACGUUCAUGACUCUGCAGGAUGUCAGAAUAAAAUUUACCUUGGAAGAGUUCUCCCCUACCCUUCGCAGCUGCCUCCAGCUCCUCACCCUCAGCCAGCCCUCUGCCAUCACCUGGAAUAGGACUUCGGUGAUACCCCAACUUUGUUUUUAUUGGAUACGAUUUCCACUUUACCCACGCUCCAGACACAGCUCUGGAUUUGAAACAAUCCCUGAGAAACCAACCCGAGGCUGAGAAUGGCCAGGAGGUGUGCUUGUCAAUCAUCGGGAUGGGGUGGGGCUGGGAGCCAAAGGUGAGGAAAACUGGGCCGUGGUUUUAUAGACACAUAACAAGGAGUCAGAUUAAUUUUAAAAAAGAAAGGACCUUUUCAGCUCUGACUUUUAAGUGCCACCUGUGUAGCGGGCAGGAGUUUCCAUUAUGCAGAGGCGAGGCUCUCAGUGUGAAAUCUUAGAACCAGUUUCGCACCUGCAGCCUGGGUUUGGGGUUACCACGUGGUGAGGGCAGCGAUGCUGAGCUUGGGCCCAGGAGGAAGGAGCUUGCCAGGCCUCAGCAGGGUCCCCAGCUUUGGGGUUUGAGCUCCUGAUAUUCAAAGUCAAUUCUUUUCUUCAUUCCUCACAGCAGCUACCACCCCUGGUCCCCAGGGGGAGCCCACCUCCCAAGGGAUCUCAGAAGGAGCCCAGGCUCUCCUUGGGGUCCUCACUAGGACUCCAUCGAAUGCCCAUAAUUCCCCGCUAGGUUUAUACACUCCUCUCUAUUUUAUUGGAGAGGAGGGGAUUCAAAGAAAGAACUCUGGAGUUCAAGGCCCUUUCAUUUAACCUUCAAAAAACAGCAAACUCUAAUUUUAAAGACUCAUUGCUCAGGUGAUCGAAACUUUAUCCUCUCUACCCUUUUUUACAUUCUCAAAAACCAGCCUUGUGUACUUGACCGCCCCAGACAGCGGUGAGCUCUUAGGUUUCAUCAUGAAUGUGGAAGAUCAGAGCGGGGGGAGGCCUAGGUGGGGCCAACAUUGGGUUUCUUACCCCCUCUGGAAUGCCAAAAGCAUGCUACUGGGCCACCUCUGGGUCCCCAAGAAAAUGUGAUUGAUUCUGAGGGCAAACUGCCAACAGAGAACCAACUCCUGGGCAGCCCAGCUAGCCUGUCAGAAGCUGGGUCCCAGAGGUCAGGCGGCUCCCCGAGCCCAGGAUUCACCCAGCCCCAGAAUCCCAUGUUUCUGAACCUGCCUGUCCUCGAAGACUCCUGAACCCGCAGCCUGGGCAGAAGGACUCUCCGAGCUGCCUCUGAUGACCAACACUGGAGACUCUGGCCUUACCAUGCGGAACUAGUUUUCCUGAAGUCUGGAACUCAUUUUUGAGAAAUUUUUUUCUCAACACAUUUGUGUUUCUAACACUGUAUUCCUGACUGUGUAAAUACCGACAAGGCUGUACAUAAAUGCAGAUGUAGAUACCUUCUAGAAAAAAAAAAGAGGCAUAAAAUACAAAACCAGAAGUGACCCCGUGUAGCCUUUGUUGACAAAUAAAAGAAUAUUUUGUGUU